GUCGCUCAAACUAACGAUAGUAAAAGUGAAUAUUGCUCUUGCUCUUACUCCAAUUGAUGAGCCAAAGAGAAAGCUCGACACACUACAAUACCUGGUGAUCUCGACACCUAUAAAUAUACAACAUCACCAUCGCACAAUUUUCAGUUGGUACGCGCAUCUGCGGGUGAUCGGUUAUACAUUUACACGGAUUGGUAUCAGGAACUGAUUACGUACUUAGAGUUUUGUUAAAAAAAAAGUGAACAAGAGUGGAUCAAACGAGCAAAGAUAUUACUGCAUCGAUGGUGAUGACCUCUUAAAGAAAAUGCUUUCGCAAAAAAUACUUCCAAUCAAUAAUGUAAUCAAGGUCGUACAUGAGGAUAAGUUUAACGCUACCUGGAAACGAUUUAUUAUUGUUGAUAAUAAAGUGAAGAAUGUUAUGAGAGUUAAUAAUAAAUAUUGGCAAUGUGCAAUGCAUAAAAUGUCUCACGAAAAGUUGUUUACACGAUUACGGUUUUUUGUGUUGUUAAUGGCGUUUAUUUCGGUAUCCAGUUUGAAUGUAAAAUGUUUUGCGCACGCAUCCAGUUUGGUUAAACGCAGCACAAGCUCAAACAUUGAAUGUCUGACAAAUGAUCGUUUCUAUCGAGAUCCAAAUCGGCCAAUACAUAAGGUAUGGACUAAUAAUGAGUGUUCUAAGUACUUCCUUUGCCUAGAUGGUGACGUAUUCGAAUUUAAAUGCUCGGAGGGGUUGUUGUUUGAUGUUGUCAGACAAAUUUGUGAUUUUAAGCAGAAUGUGGAUAACUGUGACAUUACAGCAGAAACGCAAAGUCCAAAACCAUUACUUGAAAAAGCUGAUUGUGAAGAUAAAGCACAUUUGGGUUGCGGUGAUGGCACCUGCCUGCCCAAUGAGUACUUUUGUGAUGGAUCCGUCGAUUGUCCGGAUGAAUCGGAUGAGGGCUGGUGCGACAUGACAAAUGAUCCCAAUGCUGCUGAAAUAUGCGACACACGCAGUUGUAAUUUGCCCGACUGCUUUUGCUCCAAAGAUGGAACUGAAAUACCGAGACGAUUAAAUCGAACUGCUAUCCCACAAAUGAUAAUUAUAACCUUUGAUGACGCCAUAAAUUUUGAGAAUUUCGAUCUGUUCAACAAUGUCUUGUUUAAUACAAAGCGACGCAAUCCAAACGGCUGUCCAAUUAAAGGUACAUUCUUUGUUUCACAUCAAUAUACAAAUUAUCAAUUUGUGCAGAAAUUAUGGAAUGAUGGGCAUGAAAUCGCAGUGCACUCAGUAACCCAUCGUGGACCGGAGAUGUGGUGGUCAAAGAAUGCUACCAUUGAGGAUUGGUUCGACGAAAUGGUAGGCCAAGCUAACAUUCUCAAUCGCUUUGCUAAUAUACGAAUGGAAGAUAUAAGAGGCAUACGUGUACCAUUUCUGCGUGUUGGCUGGAAUAAACAAUUUUUAAUGAUGAAAGAGUUUGGUUUUGUUUAUGAUGCCUCAAUGGUAGCCCCAUUUAGUAAUCCCCCCAUUUGGCCUUACACACUCGACUAUAAAAUGUCACAUGCGUGCACAGGUGUAAAUCAAAAUUGUCCAUCACGUAGUUACCGUGGCAUUUGGGAGAUGGUGAUAAACCAACUGGAGGUCGGAGAAUUCACUUGCGGGAUGAUCGACAGCUGUCCAUCACAAUUGAGUGGCGAAGAUGUAUAUCGUAUGCUUACUCAUAACUUCAAGCGUCAUUAUCUAUCCAAUCGGGCACCGUUCGGAUUAUAUUUCCAUGCGACCUGGUUUAAAAAUAAUGAUUAUUUACAAGCCUUCUUGCAUUUUAUGGACGACCUGCAAAAACUGCCCGAUGUAUAUUUCGUUACAAAUCAACAAGCUAUUCAGUGGAUGCGCCAGCCAACAACAAAUUCACAACUACACACACUUGAGGCCUGGGGUUGCAAGAUUCCCCAAUUAGACUCACGUGAAAAAGUUUGCAAUAUAGCAAAUACAUGUAAAUUGCGAAGCCGGGUAUUACAACAAGACCGAUAUCUAUAUACAUGCAAUGAAUGUCCGGCACAAUAUCCUUGGAUUCGUAAUGAAUUCGGUUUAGAGUAAUAGCUUUUUUCUCGC
Ceratitis capitata (Mediterranean fruit fly) is the source of this 2083-nucleotide messenger RNA. RefSeq lists its product as uncharacterized. Gene Ontology annotation, molecular function: chitin binding; protein binding. Bases 302 to 2068 code for a protein of 588 amino acids. Gene Ontology annotation, biological process: carbohydrate metabolic process. The transcript is spliced from 7 exons. Gene Ontology annotation, cellular component: extracellular region. Lineage: Eukaryota; Metazoa; Arthropoda; Insecta; Diptera; Tephritidae. The record is from RefSeq and is a predicted model, not a curated record.